Patella vulgata (common limpet) is the source of this 1797-nucleotide messenger RNA. Its product is annotated as transaldolase. The coding region runs from base 258 to 1232 and encodes 324 amino acids. Gene Ontology annotation, biological process: carbohydrate metabolic process; pentose-phosphate shunt; pentose-phosphate shunt, non-oxidative branch. NCBI's taxonomy places the organism in Eukaryota, Metazoa, Mollusca, Gastropoda, Patellidae. The transcript has 9 exons. The record is from RefSeq and is a predicted model, not a curated record. Gene Ontology annotation, molecular function: transaldolase activity. Gene Ontology annotation, cellular component: cytoplasm; intracellular anatomical structure.
UCGGUCUCAGCCAGUGUAUAGACAGUUGUGUUAUCACCCUGCCUGAUCAUUUUGUUGUUUCCGCCAGACGACCCGGUCGCUGUGUGUAGUGGGUUUUUGAUCGCCAAUUUGUGCUACAUCAUUCAUAUCGGCCGACACGUUUACAUACUGCGUAUAAUAUAGGAUUAACACGAGCUAGUAAUAGCAUAUUCAAACAAACAGGCAAACAGUGGAGAGAUCAAUUUUCCUACACAGGACAUAUUAUUUCAUCAUACAAGAUGGCAGGGAAGAGUGUUUUGGAUCAGCUGAAGGAUGUCACGGUGGUCGUGGCGGAUACUGGUGAUUUUGAAGCAAUGGUUAAAUUUAAACCAACUGAUGCAACCACCAACCCAUCCCUGAUUCUGGCAGCUGCUUCCAUGCCUGCCUACCAAUCUCUGAUAGAUGAAGCUGUGUCUUACGGCAAAGAAAAUGGAAAAACAACCGAAGAACAACUGAAUACCGCUAUGGAUAAAGUUUGUAUAAAUUUUGGAAUGGAAAUAUUGAAGAUAAUUCCUGGUCGAGUUUCAACAGAGGUAGACGCUAGAUUAUCGUUUGAUAAGAAUGCAAUGGUGGAUAAAGCAAAGCAAUUGAUUGCCUUAUAUAAAGCUAAUGGAAUCAGUAAAGACAGAAUUUUAAUCAAAUUAUCAUCAACAUGGGAAGGUAUUCAAGCCGCCAAGAUUCUAGAAGCUGAAUACGGUAUCCAUGUUAAUAUGACUUUAAUAUUCAAUUUCUAUCAGGCUAUAGCAUGUGGUGACGUAAAAGCAACUUUAAUCUCACCAUUUGUUGGUAGAAUAUUUGAUUGGUUCGUCAAAAAUACAGAUAAAAAAACAUAUGAACCUCUUGAAGAUCCAGGUGUUAAGAGUGUAACAAGUAUUUAUAAUUAUUAUAAGAAAUAUGACUAUAAGACAGUUGUAAUGGGUGCAUCAUUCCGAAACACAGGUCAGAUUACUGGAUUGGCUGGUUGCGAUCUUCUCACCAUAUCGCCAGGUUUAUUAGAUCAACUGUCGAAAUCCACUGAUACGUUAAAAACACAGCUAGAUGUUGAAGCUGCUAAAGGACUGGAUAUCCCUAAAGUCACCGUUGAUGAAAAUACAUUCAGAUGGCAAAUGAAUGAAGAUGCUAUGGCAACAGAAAAGUUAGCAGAGGGUAUUCGUAAAUUUGGAAUUGAUGCUGUCAAACUUGAAAAUCUUCUGCGUGAAAGAUUACUGAAUUAGAAUGUCUCUAAUUAUCUCCCUUGCUUUCUAUAACAAGAUGACUCAGCAUUUAAUGAAAAAAAUGAAGAAAUAUGUUUAUUUUAAUAUAUUAAUAAAAAUAUAAUUUAAUACGAAUAAUAUCUAUGGUGAUCAUUUUAAUGUUGUUACGUAUAUUUUGUUGAUAAGGUCGUAUAUUUGUUUGUUUUUGUGAAAUCGUGGGUCUCUUUCUUUUUUUGUUAUUGUUAAUGAUAUUUCAAAUUAUGCAAAGUCAUUAAGAAAAUGAAAUGAAAUGGGGUUUAACAUCCUACUCGGUUAAUGAAGACGGCCAUACACCACACAGUGUGCUAUGAGGGAAAUUCUGCCUUAACAGCGCCACUACAGCCUGCUCUCUAAUGAACAGGAAAUGGAAGUGCCAAUGUCCGAGAAAGUAUUUUCCCCUUGUAUUUCACACAUAACCAUUCAAAUUAAAAUUGAAAAUUAACUACAGCAAUAAUUUUUUCCAUGAAAGAGGAUUUUUUUACAUAAAAUGUUUUUUUUGUUAUUUUCUGCUGAUAAUAAAUGACAAAAUAAACAAAAAUAAUGUCAA